Messenger RNA from Funneliformis caledonium, 344 nucleotides. Lineage: Eukaryota; Fungi; Glomeromycota; Glomeromycetes; Glomerales; Glomeraceae. The record is from the annotation of a GenBank genome assembly.
AAUCUCUUGAACUAACAUUGGCAAAAUUUGAACGAAAUUGGUUAAUGGAGAGUGCUAGCUUCUCUUUUAACUUUAACUUUGCGGAAAAAGAUGUUCAAUUAUUAAAUGAAUCAAAAUUCCGUAACUUUGAAGAAAAUGAAGACUUCUCUAACAAUGAUUCUAACAAUGAUUCUGACGCAAGCUGGGAAUCUUUUGAUAAACAAGCAUUUAAUGAGUUACCUGAACUAGAACAAUUUCUUGAACAAAAAAUUAUAGUUAAAAUUCCACCUUCGUCAAUACCAACAGAAAUUCCACCUCCAUUAACACCAAAAAAAACUCCACCUCCAACAUCUAUUGAGGAAUGA